Messenger RNA from Dimorphilus gyrociliatus, 1303 nucleotides. Lineage: Eukaryota; Metazoa; Annelida; Polychaeta; Dinophilidae. The record is from the annotation of a GenBank genome assembly.
AGUUUUAGUUACUGGGAGGUUGAAUGUUUUGCUAAAAUUUAAAUAUGGCUGAUAUUUGAAUAGAACAACAUUUCCAACCAGAAUUUCCAUCAUAAAAAUCAGCAUCAAGAUAUCAAAAAUAGAAAAUAAUUAUUGUGAGAUUUUUUAGAUAUUAUAUCGCUUUGAUCAGUGGUAAAAUUUGUUAAGUUUGCAAUAUUAAAUUUCUUAAUGUGUUGGCAAGUCUUAACUUGUUUUGAAACGCUUGAUAAGUUGAUUGUUUCUCUAGAUGUCCCGCACACCUUCUGAAAAUUCCCUAGGCUUUACUGAAGAUGAGAUAAAGGAGCAAUUAGAAACUUUCGGUUACAGGAAUGUGCCAAGAGAUAGAUUAAUAGCUUUUAAGAAAGAUCUUGAAAAAUUAGUAGAAAGUGAGAGGAGUAAAAGUAAUUCGUUAGCCGGUAGUGAAACUUCGUCUCAGACUAGCGAAUCAUCAGGACCAAUCGUAUCUCGAUCCAAUAACGUUAAGGAAAAUUAUGAUCCUAAAGUUACAUAUCCCGUGAAUAGAAAUGUUUUCAAGAGUACAUAUGGCAUCCAGUCUAAUAUGAAAGACAUUCCGACAUUCAGAAAAGAAAAUGGGAAAACUGUUAGAGUUCCGACUGCAAAUAUGUCUAGUACCACAACAUCAGCCACUUUAACAGACGAAGACGAGGAUGAAACAAGUUUUUUGACAUCAGAUUAUGAUACUGAACCAUCUAUUCCUCGCGUUACUAAAUCGAAUGUUAUGAAAAGGAAAACGCUUAGAAAAGAUGAGGGUAAAACGAUCAUUGACGAAUCAUUUACUGAGAGUGAAGCAGACGAUGUUGUCGAAAGAGUUAAUAGACGUUUGGCCAAUUUACGAGCUAGAGCGUACCAAGAACAAGAAAAGCAUACUCAAGUCAGGCCCCAAUCAGCCCCUCCUCAGUCAAGCAAUUUACAGCCAAUGUUUAGAAUCGAUGAAAAUUUCGACCGUCCAAGAUCGGUUAUUAAACCAAUGAUGAUUAACCCUCAUAAUAAAAAUGUUAGAAAGUGUGAUCCUGUCGCUAAACAUCAGAAGUAUGCUGAGAUAUGGAAAAAACAAAAAGCGCCUGGCGAAAAGCAGCACAAAGAACUAAGAUGGAACAUAAGAGAAUUAAUGCUUUACAAAGAUGAUGUAGUCACUAAAAAAGAACCCAAAGUUUUCUCUGGUAAUAAUUAUCAAGUUCCGUCUGAAAAGAAACGUAAGGAUUUGAGGUGGCAAAUUCGACAAAAUUUAGCUCAGGGAGUCGUUCCUCCAUCACCAUACGACUAA